UAAAAAGCAUAACGAUCAUCCCACCCGAUGAGUCAUAUCAAACCUAAGAAUUGCGGUCAAGGUCAACGGCAAGUAAAGCCUCCCCAAGGCAGAAUUGCUCCUCGUGAUUCAGUCUCAUUUCCAGACCAGAAGAGUGAGCCUGACCCACCAUCAGCUUCGCCCCCAAACCAUUCGAUUUCGAUCUCCCUCUCUCGAUCAGUUCCGGUGAUCAGUUCCCUAAGACUGCAUCAAGUUUCGUGAAUGGAGCAUUUCCUGGGGCUCUUGAGAAUCCAUGUCCACAGAGGGGUGAACCUUGCGAUCCGAGAUGUCCGGAGCAGCGAUCCUUACGUCGUCAUCAGAAUGGGCAAACAGAAACUGAAGAGUAGGGUAAUCAAGCAGAACACGAACCCGGAGUGGAAUGACGAUCUAACUCUCUCGAUCACCGACCCAGGCCUCCCCGUGAAAGUGUUGGUGUACGACAAAGACACGUUCAGCCUAGACGACAAGAUGGGGGAUGCAGAGUUCCACAUCGGGCCGUUCUUGGAAGCCCUGAGAGCGCCAACGGACGGAGUCCCAAACGGGACCGUGAUCGCCAGAGUGCCGCCCAGCCGGGAGAACUGCUUGGCUGAGGAGAGCUGUAUCGUGUGGAGCGACAGCAAAGUGGUCCAGGAUAUGGUCCUCCGGCUCCGCAACGUGGAGCGAGGCGAAGUCGAGCUGCAGCUUCAGUGGAUUGAUGUUCCUGGUUCCAGGGGCUUGUCGUAGUCGCCUGGACCUCCUCUAUGUUCAUAUGCUCUUGCUAAAUAAGCGGAGGAUGGAUCUUCACUGUACUCUGAUUAUCGAAUGAAUUUUCGUUUUUCUUUCUUCGUA
Messenger RNA from Eucalyptus grandis, 846 nucleotides. RefSeq names its product protein C2-DOMAIN ABA-RELATED 1. The transcript has 3 exons. Bases 241 to 741 code for a protein of 166 amino acids. The record is from RefSeq and is a predicted model, not a curated record. Lineage: Eukaryota; Viridiplantae; Streptophyta; Magnoliopsida; Myrtales; Myrtaceae.